Molecule: messenger RNA, 1767 nt
Organism: Ilyonectria robusta
Lineage: Eukaryota; Fungi; Ascomycota; Sordariomycetes; Hypocreales; Nectriaceae
Exons: 1
Coding region: 1-1767 (588 amino acids)
Source: RefSeq, a predicted model, not a curated record
AUGCGGUCCGUAAAGACCAAGUCGAUGCCCUUCAUCGAGGCACUGGCCUUCGCCACAGCGAACGAUGAUGUCCGCAAGGCUCUUGUUGCACAGGCUAGGUCCCAGUAUACGGGGGUGAGUCGGAAGAAGGGCGGGAACAAGUCAAAUAAGAAGAAAUCGGAAAGGAAGAAGCCAGUCGAGACCGGUGCAGACGCGAACAAUGUAAACGACAGUGCUCCACAAAAGCCUAUUUCGAACGAGGAUGCGUUCUACGAUAUCCCUUCGCCUCAGCCUAUUCAAUCGGUGAACGGGCUGUAUGAGAAUGGGUUCUUUACGCCCAGCCUAGACGAGAAGAGUUCAGUUGAACAGCCUUCAUUUAGGCAGAAGCCACAUGAGCUCCCCUUGUACGAGCCUAGUCUAUUGAGUUCAGUUGAUCUGAGUUUAAUCAAGCCAAGCUUAGUCCAGAUCACUCCGGACUGUACGGAGAAGAGUAGCAUAAAGGGGUCCCCCAAGCCACCCCCGAAGAUUCCACUUCCGGAGAAGCCAUACCAGACUUCGAAACCAGAGUCAGAGCCACAACCACUGUCGGAGAAUGGAGUUUGGGAAAGUCGAUACCAUUACCUGAACGAUAAGCUGGAGCCACAACCAUCAUCAGACAAGGAAGUUUGGGAUAAUCUGUAUCAGACUCUGAGGCAACAGCCAGAGGCGCAACCAUUACUAGCUGAGGAAGUUUCGGAAAGGCGAUACCAUUACCUGAACGAAGAACUGCAGCCACGGCCCGCAUCAGAGAAGGAGGUUUGGGAAGAUCCGCACCAUUACCUGAACGAACAGCUCGAGCCGAAGCCAUCAUCAGAGAAGGAAGUUUGGGAGAAUCCACACCAUACCCCGAACCAAGAGCCAGAGACAACGAUGUAUCGAGGCGCUCGAUGUAGCACUGAGUCUGAUGGCGCCAUGUCGUUUUGGCCUCAUAUCUGUUCUCGUCUGUCGUUGAACCGGUCGACGAUUCCUCCCAUGUCACCUCUGUCGCUUCCACCAUCGGCCUUCUCUGAGAGAUCAGAACACAGCCAGAUCCACGCGUCGCCGUCCUGGGGUCUCCGUCUCAAGAAUCAUCUCAAACCGCCCAGGAGCCAUGUUCCUCCAUCUUCCAACGCUGGAGACAGACAAGCUCUGCACAGCGAGAGCACAGUCAUCCCGGCCCUGCACUUUGAUGAUGACUAUCGACACCUUAGCCGGAGCGAAUGCUCCUUCGACCCUGCCACCGACCCCCUCUUCGCACACAUCCCGCGCAUGCCUGGCCAACACUUCCCCGGCGAGAUCGUGGUGCACAGCGCUGCAAAUGGCUUCCGCCCGCGCAUUGAAGUCUUCCCAUCGGCCGAGCCGCCGACGCCGCAGCUGAAACCCAUCUCCAUCGUCAAACAAAAUCCCCCAUUGUCUCUGCAGUCCGCCGGCCGGACACCGCAUGAGUGUAGCAAGGCCAACGUCUCGGCGUGGCGCGGGGAGGCCCUCGGCGAGGAGCGGCUGAGCCGCAGAACUGUGUCGACGGAGUGGCCCGGACUGAACAGAGUGGCGGAGACUGAUGAGAGUGAUGACGAAGAAGAGGAAGAAGGCGAGGAAGAUGAAGAAGAUGAAGAUGGUAUCGAGGUGGCGACAGUUGGGCCCGAGGACAGCGCGAGUUGCGCAGGGCGGAAGAAUCGGGAGCGACGCCUUCGUGAGGUGGCCGGGAUGCCUCCAGUGCCGCCCAGGACGCGAGAUUGGGUAUUGGAUAAUGAUUAUCCGGUCAUGUUCUAA